CACUUGAUUUCGGCAUUGGCGGGCUUGGACGGCACUCUGGAUCCACGUGGGUUCCCCAGAAAAGGCAACUGCAAGGGAUCGCUGUCACUGCCAUUGGCAAACUUUCGGAUUGUUUACUUUCGCUCUGAGCAUUCCCAACCUUUUAUUCGGAGCGACGCCCCAAUUCUUUGCCCAAUACCUCUACCUUUUGGAUAUUUUGCAUAGCACCAGCCACAGUUCUUCUUGUAUCAUGUUCAUUCGAUACGCUACUAUCGCGCUAUCGCUAUGCGCUGCGGCACUCACAGCUCCUACCGAGAAACGUCAGGUCGCUUUCAAUUGGGGCAGCGAGACAAUCCGCGGUGUCAACAUUGGAGGUUGGCUGGUUCUUGAACCGUGGAUCACGCCUUCCUUGUUCGACAAAGUCAAUAAAGACCGUCCUCAGAGAGACAUCGUCGACGAGUACACAUUGGGCGAAAAGCUUGGCCAUGAUGCCGCUCUCGCAGUGCUUCGUACUCACUGGAAUACAUUCACAACAUGGGAAGACUUCAGAAGAAUCAGAGAUGCCGGCUUCAACAUUGUACGAAUCCCAAUCGGCUACUGGGCGUAUGACACAUUUGGCUCGCCUUAUGUGGAAGGUGCAAACGUGUACAUAGACGCUGCCAUUGACUGGUCGCGCAGCCUGGGGCUCAAGAUCGUCAUUGACCUUCAUGGCGCACCCGGCUCCCAGAACGGCUAUGACAACUCUGGUCAGCGUCUUGAUGUCCCCAAAUGGCAAUCUGGGGACACUGUCAAACAGACAUUGCAAGUCUUGAAGACUGUUUCUGCCCAGUAUGCACAGCCACAGUAUCAAGAUGUCAUCGUGGGCAUCCAGCUGCUGAAUGAGCCCGCCAUGUAUUUCGACAGCGUCAGCGAGGACGUGACACGCCAGUUCUACCGAGACGGAUUCCAACAGGUCCGCGAAACCUCCGACACGACUGUCAUUCUGCACGACGGGUUUAUCCGCCCAAAUCAGUGGAACGGCUUCCUCACACCCUCCGAUAACAAUGCGCAAAACGUCGCUGUCGACCAUCACGAGUAUCAGGUCUUCAACAACGACCUCAUCCAGCUCAAACCCUCCCAACACAACCACAAAGUAUGCGACCUGGCCGACGCGUACGGCGGCGCCGACAAGUGGACAUUCGUCGGCGAGUGGUCAGGCGCAAUGACCGACUGCGCACAGUACCUCAAUGGCCUGGGGCGCGGCGCCCGAUACAACGGCACCCAUCUGGGCGCCCCGUACCAGGGCGACUGCAGUUUCGCCAACGACUGGAGCAAGUGGGACCAGGCGCGCAAGGACGACACGCGCAAGUACAUCGAGACGCAGAUCUCGGCCUUCGAGGCAAAGACACAGGGCUGGUUCUUCUGGAACUUCAAAACAGAGAAUGCGUUCGAGUGGGAUGCGCUGGCGCUCGUCGACGCGGGCGUGUUCCCCGCCAUCCGCGGCGGCCUCGUCGAGUACAAAUUCCCCAAGGUCUGUACAAACUUCUAUUAGGCGUGGAAGACAUGGUUCGACAAGAUCUGGACAUGACGCUGCGGUCGGCCUUGGCUUCCGGUCACGCUGUGCGAGGCAUUGUUACGCACGCAAAUAUAGCUCCGUAGAUGUUUACUGUUGCGACACCCCAGUCCACCAAUCGAAAGCCCCGCCACCCUUGCACCGCGGCAUCAUCGCCCACGAGGAUAUGCUUUCCCGCCGCCCAGCCCUCGAGCAUUCGAUCCCCAGCCGCGCCUUGGCACGGCCCCAUUUCUGCCCCCGAUGCACACCGCGCUCGUUCACGCCCCACGUCC
Messenger RNA from Boeremia exigua, 1803 nucleotides. RefSeq names its product exo-1,3-beta-glucanase. Lineage: Eukaryota; Fungi; Ascomycota; Dothideomycetes; Pleosporales; Didymellaceae. The record is from RefSeq and is a predicted model, not a curated record. Gene Ontology annotation, cellular component: extracellular region; cell surface. The transcript is spliced from 4 exons. The coding region runs from base 230 to 1510 and encodes 426 amino acids. Gene Ontology annotation, molecular function: glucan exo-1,3-beta-glucosidase activity. Gene Ontology annotation, biological process: glucan catabolic process.